AUGGUCUUCUACAAACGGGCUCCGGUGCCCUUCGUGCCAGACCCCAACAUCCGAGAUGAAAACACCACUGUCUGGAUGAUCAAGGCCACUGGCGAAAUAUUCACCGAGUACGACAAGUACGCGAACAGGUUGGAUUUUUAUCGCAAGAAACAAUUCACGAACCAAAUAACCGGCCAAGGCAAUCUUUCUUUCUUCGAUGCGUUGGAGGCAGAGGACGAGGACGCUCGCGAAAUCAGGAGUAUAUUCCCCGGCCCUUUGCGGUAUCAGGUCUGCCGCAAGGUCCACCACUCAACAAUUCCCCGCCUCGAGGAGCUGGUGACCCGCGUUCACGCCGAUUUGAAGGAUGACUACUACCCGGGUGAGCACGUCAUCGCCCAGAUCGAUGAGAAUGCAGACAAGCGCCUACCUGGCAUUAUCCGCGAUAAGAUUACGUUCUCGCCGUCCGUAGACAUCAGGAGCCACCCGACGCUCCACCAGCCCCCGUUGUCUCGUUACUUCGUCACCGUGCAGCAGGAUAAUGGUGGAUCCAAUGAUAUGCUUCUGGAUAGUAAAAGGCUGUCAAGGGAUCGGAGAACGUACUCUAGGUCAAUCUUGCGGAGCUUUAUCAGGAACAUUGCCCACAGCGAGAACUAUAAGGGCGCGCCAUGGCAGGUGAAGCCAGAGCUUGUCGCCGAAUUUAGGUUGCCCAAGGAGGUUCCAUACCAUCUUACGGCACAGGGCAUUGCUGAAGCCAAGAGGAACGUCAUGAAGAACGAAAACACCACUUUCUUCAAUUACUACAGAGGUCCGGGUAAUGAGCUCCAGCGUCAACCUCCGCAGACCGUGGCCUUCCAACAGGCCAUGUUCCCGCCACCUCCACCUGCCGGAAGUGGUGUCUUUAGGCCAGGACCUGGCGUUCCAGCUCCUCCUCCGUUCCAGCCACCUCCAGGCCCUAAUGGUACUCCCCCCAUGCCUAUCAAUGGUCAAUACGUUCCUAUCAAGUAUCCUAUCGAGGAUCUUCUUAUCCAGCCAAAACGCAAUGGACUCCAGCGCCCAGCGCUCAAGUUCUUGUCCGAUGACGUUCCUGAAGGAGCUGAGCCGCCAGCGGAGAAGCUUGGACUUGAAAUGAAGUCCGUAGGAGAUCUGUUGUUCAUCUGGCAAACUCUCAAUGUCCAUGCGGAAGUCUUUAUUUUAGACUCAUUCACCGUCGAUGAUUUUAUCGAAGCACUCGGCUACCAUGGAGAUGCCAUGAACUGUGAGCUCCUUGUUGAGAUGCACUGUGCUGUCUUGAAGCAGCUGGUGGAUGAAAAGGGCCACAUCAAGGUCCUUUCGGAUCUGGCAUCUGAAUUCUCCCAGGACAUCGAACCAGAAGAAGAUGAAGCUGAGGAAGACACCAAGUCGCCAACGCCGGCUCGUUCGGAGACCCCCCCUGCCAGGCGGACACAACUGCUUUCCCAGUUUGACUGGAUCGAUCACCUGGCUCGGCGUAGCUUCCAGGAUGGAGAGGUCUGUGAGAAGAUUCUUGCCCACCUUGUGCCUUCGGACUUGGAUCCCGAGCCCGAAACUGUCGCUCUCCAGUACAAUACGCUGGAUAUUAACUUCCGCGUUGCCGCCCUGGGCAUUGUAACUCAGUACGCUACAUUCACGGAUGCUGUUCGCACAUAUAUGCAAAACUGUAACAUCAACAUGACCGCGAUCCGGAAUCAGAAGAUGGAGCAGCAGAAGAAGCGGAAAGAGUACCAGGCGGAAUUGGCCCAGCUGGAACAGAAGAGGAAGAUGGAUUAUCCAGCAACUUUGUCUGUCUCCCCCCCUGCCGAAACCAAUGGCGAUGUCAGCAUGUCCGGUGUCACAGAGCCCGACACCAAUGCUGAGCAAGAAGGUGGGGAGGAUGAAGAGGGCGCUCGUCGCCUUCGACGUGCCAACAGCCGCAAACGGAAACACGAAGAUGAGGCUUCGCGGAAAGAGAGGGAGCGCAAAGAGAAGGAGGAAGCCGAAAGGGCCAAGCAGAGGAAUGCUUACCGCGAGUUGUUGAAAAAGAUCGACAAAACGAACGAUGCCAUCAGGAACUGCGAGGCGGAAAUCAGGAAAUUCGACGAGGAACUCCGAGAGAACCAAUGCCAGCAGCUACGUUGCCUUGGCAAGGACCGAUUCUGCAACACCUCCACUGCCGAAUAUGGCUAUCCCCUUUUGGAACAUGACACUCUUGAAGACGAGAGGGACUACAAGAGGCUCACUGGCAUGACGAAAAAGGAGCGUCGCGAUGAAGAGGAGGGUCCUGUCCACUUGACAGACUCGACGCAAUGGGGUUACAUCGACAACCCUGAAGACGUACAGAAGAUCCACGAAUGGCUGGAUGACCGUGGUCACCACUCGAUCAUUGAGUACAUGGUCAAUUGGAAGAACCACCUUAGCGAGGUUCAGGCCCAGAAAACGGCCGGUGAGGACACGACGGGUAUCCAGACCAGGAAGAAGACGUACACCGACAAUGACUCGUCCAAGUACUGGUGCCUCAAGUGGGAGAAUACCUAUGCCCUGGAAGAAUUGGAGCAUCUUCACUCCCAACAACCGCCACCGAAGACAAAGGCGAAGAACUCCCGCACAAAGAAGGGUGGGCGCUGA
This is a messenger RNA of Lasiodiplodia theobromae, 2598 nucleotides long. RefSeq names its product Ddt domain protein. The transcript is spliced from 12 exons. Bases 1 to 2598 code for a protein of 865 amino acids. The record is from RefSeq and is a predicted model, not a curated record. Lineage: Eukaryota; Fungi; Ascomycota; Dothideomycetes; Botryosphaeriales; Botryosphaeriaceae.